Messenger RNA from Helobdella robusta, 1008 nucleotides. RefSeq lists its product as hypothetical. Bases 1 to 1008 code for a protein of 335 amino acids. Lineage: Eukaryota; Metazoa; Annelida; Clitellata; Rhynchobdellida; Glossiphoniidae. The transcript has 6 exons. The record is from RefSeq and is a predicted model, not a curated record.
AUGCACAUUUUGAAUAAAAACAGCAUUAAUUGUACGGCUGGCAUCCCUUGUAUUUACGAAACUAAUGUGGAUUUGAGGAUUAUAGUUAUUACCUAUGACCGAACAUCCAGUGUUAUGAAACUUCUAAACAAUUUACAGUAUUUGGAUGUUGAUGAAGAUUUAGCUGUUUUGGAAAUAUGGAUUGACCGCAAUGCUAAGAAUGAAAUUAAUAAUGAUAUGUAUAACGCUGUGUCUCAGUUUAAGUGGAACAAAGGCGUAACAAGAGUUCAUAACCAAACAAGUCACGUUGGCCUAUUGGGACAGUGGAUUGACACCUGGAGACCAAAAGUUGCACCACCAUUUGAAAAGAAAAAUAUGUCGCAAGCAAUGUACCAGUACCAUCCUCAGUACAGCAAAGAAAUUGCUCUCAUAUUGGAAGAUGAUAUGAUGAUUUCACCACAAGCUUAUAAAUUCAUUAAAGCUGUCCACAAGAAAUACAGCGGGAGACCGGACUACGCUGGUGUGUCACUGCAGAGCGAUGAAGCUAAGGCUCUUAAUAGCGGGAAACCGCUGCGUGCCCCUAUAAACGAAUCUGUCUUAAUGUUCGUUUGCGUUGGAACUUGGGGAUUUUCUCCAUCUCCUCAGUAUUGGGCUGAGUUUCAGGACUGGUAUCAUUAUGCCAGAACUGUAAAAGGUUUUUGGCCUUACGUUGACGAUACAGAACCCGGAAAAUGGUUCAGAGGAUUUGUGGCUCAAGGCACUGCAGACAACAUGUGGGAAAUGUGGUUCAUAUACUUUGCCACUAAAAAAAGAAUCUACACGGUAUACAGUAACUUGAGAUACGUUAAUGGAGAUAAAGCUGAUUCAUGCGUUAGUUAUAACAGACGUGAAAUAGGAUUGCACUUUCCUACUAAAGGACCUGAAAAUUUAUGUAAACUUUUGGAAAAAUGGGAUACAAAAUAUGAAUCAAUGCUACCAGAUAACCCAAUUAAGUUGGACUGGUUUGGUAAUGUAAAUAAAAGCUUAUAA